This is a messenger RNA of Oncorhynchus masou masou (cherry salmon), 2074 nucleotides long. RefSeq names its product multiple epidermal growth factor-like domains protein 11. Gene Ontology annotation, biological process: heterophilic cell-cell adhesion. The transcript has 14 exons. The annotation marks the transcript as partial. Lineage: Eukaryota; Metazoa; Chordata; Actinopteri; Salmoniformes; Salmonidae. Gene Ontology annotation, molecular function: scavenger receptor activity. The record is from RefSeq and is a predicted model, not a curated record.
GUUGGCAGGGUGUGGAUUGUACCAUCCCGUGCUCCAGUGAUACCUGGGGUCUGAACUGUAAUCAGACGUGCCUGUGUGCCAACGGGGCGGCCUGUGACCCGGGCAAUGGAACCUGUACCUGCGCCCCCGGCUGGAUGGACGAGUACUGUGACACAACCUGUCCCGAGGGCACGUAUGGAGAACAGUGUCGAGAGCAGUGUGACUGUAUCCAUGCCGAUGGCUGUGAUCCUGUGAGGGGCGACUGUCGCUGUCUGGCUGGAUGGACUGGUGUGAACUGUGACAGUGUGUGUGUGGAGGGCCGAUGGGGCCCAGACUGCUCCUACUCCUGUACCUGUGAGAACGGAGGCUCCUGCUCACCGGAGGACGGGACGUGUGUGUGUGCCCCCGGAUACAGAGGCACCUCCUGCAGACGCAUCUGUUCUCCAGGGUUCUAUGGUCAGCGCUGUAGUCAGUCCUGUCCUCAGUGUAUCCAUAGCGAUGGUCCCUGUCACCACAUCACAGGACACUGUGAGUGUCUGUCAGGAUUCUGUGGCUCUCUGUGUAACCAAGUGUGUCCCAGUGGCAGGUAUGGGAAGGGCUGUGCAGAGCUGUGUAUGUGUAGUAACAACGGGACCUGUAACCCCAUCGAUGGCUCCUGUCAGUGCUACCCAGGAUGGAUCGGAGAGGACUGCUCUAAAGUGUGUCCCCAGGGUGCGUGGGGUCCAGACUGCAUCCAUACCUGUAACUGUCACAACGGGGCUCAGUGCAUCGCUACAGACGGACAGUGUAGCUGCGGCGCAGGGUGGAGCGGACUGUACUGUACACAACGUUGUAGUUCAGGGUUCUUUGGUACCGACUGCUCUGAGGUGUGUCGGUGUCAGAACGGAGCGGACUGUGACCACAUCACUGGUCAGUGCUCCUGUCGGACCGGAUUCAUCGGACACAGCUGUGAACUCAAGUGUCGUCCCGGUACGUUUGGCUACGGCUGUCAGCAGCUGUGUGUGUGUAUGAACAACGCCACCUGUGACUAUGUGACCGGAACCUGCUACUGCAGCAUCGGAUACAAAGGCAUCCGCUGUGACCAGGCUGCCCUGAUGAUGGAGGAGCUGAAUCCUUACACUAAGAUCAGCCCGGCCUUGGCAUCAGAGCACCAGUCAGCGGGCGCUGUCAUGGGCAUCAUCUUCCUCCUCCUCUUCAUCAUGACCGUGUUGGGGGUGGUGGUGUGGUGGCGGCAUCACCAGAGAGAGAAAGGAGGGCAGCACAUGCCCAGUGUGUCCUACAGCCCUGCCCUGAGGAUCAGCAGCCAGGGUUACUCACUCUCUGGUGAGACACUCCAGACUCUACCACUUAGUCGUGGCAUCAGUGUACAGGCUUUGUUCUCCUCUCUAGACUCCUCCCCUACCAUCAGCAACGUCAGUCAAUGUUUCACUAAUCCCGCCUACCACACUCUGGGAGCAUGUACCUACGCUGGCCACUACGCCAAGCCUGACAAGAAGACCAGAAGGGCCAAGGUGAAGGACAAGAGGUUAAACAGGAAUAGUGCUCCAGAGUGGACAGCCUACUAUAACCUCGAUGAACUGGGUGUGUACCGUGUAGACAGACGCUACAGCUCCUACCAUGAACAGUACUACAGAGACUACAUGAAGGGUUCCCUGUCCAGCACCUGCUCUCUGAACAGUGAGAACCCCUACGCCACCAUCAAUGACCCGCAGGCCGUGGCCUGUAAACACACAGAGAGCAGCUAUGUAGAGAUGCAGAGUCCUGUCCACCACGACAUGUCCUACUGCUCCUCUGCUAUAGUCACCACCACCGCCACACACACCUCCAGCAAGAACGUCUAUGAUGUGGAACCAAAGGUGAGUGUUCUCCAGGGCUGUAACGGUGUGGUGGUCCCCACGUACCCUCAGAACCCGUAUGACCUCCCCAGGAACAGCCACAUCCCCAGCCACUACGACCUGCUGCCCCUGAGACACAGCCAGAGCUACAGCCCUACACACAGCCAGGACCACAGCCACCAGAGCCACAGCCCAGCCUUGCCCGGCAGCCCUACCAGCUCCCUGCUAUAGACAGACCACUCCCGAACACUGGGCCGCGA